AUCACAUCCGGGUGAAAGUGUCAACAUGCUUUCCAUCACAUCUUAGGUUAGCUGUAUUUGAUAAAUCAGCAGCCAUGCCUCUAAUAGUGAUGUGUGGUUACCCCUGUAGUGGUAAAACACGAAGGGCAGAAGAGCUGAAGGAGUAUUUCGAGCAGAACACUGACCGGAAGGUUCAUAUUGUUGGAGACGGAGGUCUGGACGUGGACAGAAACACUGUUUACGCAGAUUCCCAAAAGGAGAAAAAUGUCAGAUCAUCUCUGAAAGCUGAAGUAGAACGGAAAGUGAACAAGGACCAUGUCGUAAUUUUGGAUUCAUUAAAUUACAUAAAAGGCUACCGCUAUGAACUGUUCUGUCUCAUCAAACACGCACAGACACCACACUGUCUGGUAUACUGUUUGACGUCAGAUGACGAGAGCUCAACAUGGAAUACCAACAGAGAUGCUGCUGAGCAGUACACCAAGGACAUCUUUGAUGCAUUAGUGCUGAGAUUUGAAGCUCCAGACUCCAGAAACCGAUGGGACAAUCCUCUCUUCACCAUCUUGAAAGACGACACGCUUCCAUAUGAAGCUAUUUCUGAUGCACUUUUCAAAAGAAAAGCACCCCCAGCUAACCAGUCUACACAGAGUCAACCAUUGUCAUCUGCGAACUUCUUGUACGAAUUGGACAAGAUCACACAAGAGGUGUUAAUGGCAGUUUUCAACGCACAGAAGACAAGUGUUCCCGGGGAUCUCAUUUCCGUUCCAGGAGCAACAGAAAAGAUCAAGCUCACCAGAAACGUCAACAUGGCAGAGCUGAGGAAGUUACGGCGCCAGUUCAUCAGCUACACCAAGAUGCACCCAACAGAGAACAGUGGACAAAUUUCCAACAUGUUUGUGCAGUAUUUAAACAAGAGUCUUCACUGAAACUUUUAUAGUAUUGGUUUAUUUUUUUAUUUUUUUUAUUUUCUGCAUCAAAUAAAUCUAUUUAAAUAUUCA
This is a messenger RNA of Larimichthys crocea (large yellow croaker), 974 nucleotides long. RefSeq names its product KTI12 chromatin associated homolog (gene kti12). The coding region runs from base 75 to 902 and encodes 275 amino acids. The record is from RefSeq and is a predicted model, not a curated record. The transcript is spliced from 9 exons. Lineage: Eukaryota; Metazoa; Chordata; Actinopteri; Sciaenidae.